This is a messenger RNA of Rotaria sp. Silwood1, 819 nucleotides long. NCBI's taxonomy places the organism in Eukaryota, Metazoa, Rotifera, Eurotatoria, Philodinida, Philodinidae. The record is from the annotation of a GenBank genome assembly.
AUGUUACUUGUGACAUUUUGUUGGUUAGCAUCGAUUCGUUUUAAUCAUUUAAUUGUUCUUUCACCUAAUCAAUGUGAUACAUUUCAUUCUUUUAUCUUAAAAUUUCUAUGGAUGUUUUUUCCAAUUGUACCUUGUACAUCUUAUCAACAACAACAAUGGUCUAUUCUUUAUGAUUUUAUAUCAGCUAUCAUUAAAUUAUUAAUAAAUCAUUGGAUGUAUCGAUGGCUUCUUACAUGUAAAGGAAGUGAUAGUUAUGCUCGAUUAAUUAUGUUUUAUAUAUUUAUAUUGACAUAUACAUUUCUAUCAGAUAUUCAAAGUGGUCUUGUUCGAAUUAUUACUCGUAAUAAAUACAUGAUAAUAUCAUUGACUAAUUUUCCAUUAUUAUCUCAUUCAUUACGUGAAUUUUGGGGUCGACGAUACAAUCAACUUGUUGGUACUAUUUUUCGAGAAUCUAUUUUUCAACCUCUACUUCAACAUUUAUCUUCUCCAACUAUUGCAGCAUUGUUUGUAUUUCUUAUUAGCGGUCUUCUUCAUGUUCAUUUAGCUUUUAUUACUUUUACAGAUUUUCGAGCAACUAUUUCUACUAUAACUUUUUUUCUUUUACACGGCAUAGCUUGUAUAAUUGAAGUACAUACAUCAUUUCAAAUUCCUGUAUUUUUUUCAUGGUUAUUAACUCAACUCUUUCUACUUGUAACCGUACCUCUACAAAAUGGAGCCUUUACAAAAUUAGGACCUGAUUAUUAUGCUGUCAAUGCACCACCAUUAUUUGGACAAAAAUGGAUACCUAAAUUAGCUGUACCGAACUUUUGUCCCAAUUAA